AGCCUCGCAACCUCCACCACUCCUGUCAAGUCAUUCAGUUGGUGUGGUUCCCGUGCCCUGUGUAGUGGCGUAUCUCCAGCCCGCCUUGCAUCCCGCCCCACUGUGACUUUUACCUCAGCACUGCGUGACUUGGAGUGCGUGACUUGGUUUGGUCUGCCUUGGUUUUGUCACGUUGCUGGAUGAAUAAGAGGCACCCCAUUGCGUCGCCCUCCCCUUGCCAUGGCCGCUGCUAACCCGGGCCUCUUCACGCUCCCGACUCUCACUAUCAACAACCUCUUCGGAGUCCCUAUUCUGACCAACAACAGCGGGACACCCACCAGAAGACUACUCCCCUAUGGCUCCGUGGCUGUGGUCUUUAUCUUGGAUGCUCUGUUCCAAGAAUAUGCGACUACAAGGACCUACGUAGAUGACCAGGCUUCCAUGUACCAAGCUGCCGAGGCGCGCCUAUCUGCCGCUCACGGGCUGGACGGGCGAGCGUGUGUGAAGAGGUUUAUCUGCGAGCUGAGGAAACACCCGAUUCAUGAGUGGACAGUUAUCGGCCAGCUGGUGACGCUCCUCUUCACGCCGCGGGAGGACGGACGCGGAAAGCUGAAAGAGUACAUGGAGGCGCAGGAGGUGGGGGACGAGGAUCACCCGGACUCCUGCUACGACUUCUACAGCCUGCAUUGCCCCGUCAGCGUGUUCAACUACUUCAGGAGUCUUGAGGAGGAAGAAGAGGAGGAAGAUUUGGAGGAGAAAGAAGGGGAGAAGGAAGAGGAAGAAGUGGAGGAGGAGGAGGAGGAAGAGGAGGAGGAGGAGGCCAGUCAUCGUAAACAUAUUCAUCACUACGAUCACUUCCAUCACUACCAUCACCAUCACCACCAUCACCAGCACGACUAUGAUAACAAGUAG
Portunus trituberculatus (swimming crab) is the source of this 891-nucleotide messenger RNA. RefSeq lists its product as uncharacterized. The transcript has 4 exons. The coding region runs from base 220 to 891 and encodes 223 amino acids. The record is from RefSeq and is a predicted model, not a curated record. NCBI's taxonomy places the organism in Eukaryota, Metazoa, Arthropoda, Malacostraca, Decapoda, Portunidae.